AUGGUUUCGUUUAUCCAUUUGGGGUUACUGCUGUUAUCAGCCAACCCCUAUGCUGAAGCACUUGCUGUCAGUAAAACACGCACAGAGUCUCUGGGGCGCGAACGUGUCAAUAUCAACUCAGAUUGGCGUUUCUGGAGGUCAGAGGAAAACCCUGAUGGCAUUAUAUAUGACCAGCGUAAAGAUCUCGAACACUUGUCCGAUGCCGAGAUUUUGAAGGACUGGGUUCUCCCGUCAGCGAAUGAUUUCAUCCGGGAUACUUCGAAGCACUAUAAACGCCCCGAGGGAAAGCCUGGCACCGUCGUGCCCUACGUACAGGGAGAUUUCGACGACGAGAAGUGGGAUGUGGUUAAUUUGCCCCAUGAUUGGGCCAUUUCCGGACCCUUCUAUACCGACGCGGACGGUGAAGCCAUCGUUGGGGGCGGAAUGGGCCGCUUGCCUGUACAUGGCGUUGGGUGGUAUCGCCGUAAGAUUGAGAAGACGACGGAGGACAAGAACAAGCAAAUCUACCUGGACAUCGAUGGCGCAAUGUCCUUUGCCAUGGUCUGGUUGAACGGCGAACUUAUUGGUGGAUGGCCCUAUCCUUACAAUUCGUUUCGACUGGAUUUGACUCCACAUCUCAAGGAUGGAGGGGACAAUAUUUUGGCUAUCCGCCUUGAUAAUCCUGUCAAGUCGGCGAGGUGGUACCCAGGGGGUGGCAUCUACCGUAACGUUUGGCUCACAAAGGUGGAAAAAGCCCAUGUCGGUCAAUGGGGGACAUUUAUCAAGUCGAGAGAUGUAUCCUCGGAAUCUGCCACCCUUGAUCUCACGGUCGAAGUCGAAAACAGCGAAGAAGAUACAGUCAGCGUUGAUGUUGUUACAGAAAUCUUCGUCCUGGACUCAGCUAGCGACACGGCCGGUGAAAAGGUGGCAAGUCUCCCCAAAGAGUCUGUACAAGCCAAGUCUGGGGAGAAGACGUCGGUUACUGGCUCAACCACCAUCAGCAACCCUCAGCUCUGGGGCCCUCCACCUACGCAAACACCUCAUCUAUAUGUGGCGAUCACGAAGCUAUACAAAUCCAACGGGGAAGAAAUAGAUCGGUACGAGAGUAACUUCGGUAUUCGAAGCGUCGAAUUCACUGCAAAUGAUGGACUCUUGGUCAACGGUGAACGGAUUCAGAUACAUGGUGUCAACCAACACCAUGAUCUGGGCGCGAUUGGAGCAGCUUUCAACACAAGGGCGGCGGAACGGCAGCUGGAAUUGCUGCUAGAGCUUGGAAGCAACGCUAUUCGAAUGUCACAUAAUCCGCCAGCCCCUGAGCUUCUCCAUCUCACGGACAAAAUGGGCUUCCUCGUGAUCGACGAGGUUUUUGACAGCUGGAACCUGAACAAGACAGACAACGACUUCCACAUCAUCUUCCCAGAUUGGCACGAGGCCGACCUGCGCUCCUUCAUGCGCCGCGACAGAAACCACGCAUCCGUCAUCGCCUGGAGUUACGGGAACGAGGUUCUUGAGCAGCGAUAUGGCGGGGCGGAGGGGGCCGAGCUCAGCCGCACUCUGCGCACGCUGCUCGAGGAUGAAGAUUCCAGCCGGCCAUCGACGGCGUCUCUGAACUUUGCACAGCCAGGGAAUGACGGUGACGAAUUUACACACACGAUGGACAUAAUAGGUCUUAAUUACCAAGGAUCUGGCAUCCGCGACCUGCCCAACUACUCACACCUGAGCGGCAUACACACCAGCCCGGCAUUCCCGCUGUUCCGCGAGACCUUCCCCGACAAGUUCCUCUUCACGAGUGAGUCGGCCUCUGCUCUCAGCACCCGGGGCACGUACUUCUUCCCAGUCGCCGACGACAGCGGGGCGCCUGUUAAUGAAACAUCUGGUGGCAACAAGGCGCUGGCCCAGGUUAGCGCGUACGAGGUGUACAGCGCUGACUUCGGGUCCUCCGCUGACAGGGCAUUUGACCAGCACGACAGGCAUCCGUACGUGGCCGGCGAGUUUGUCUGGACCGGGUGGGAUUACCUGGGCGAGCCGACGCCAUACUACUCGGCGAGGAGCUCCUACACGGGCAUCAUCGACCUGGCUGGCUUCAAGAAGGACCGGUUCUAUCUGUAUCAGGCCAGAUGGCGGCCCGACCUGCCUAUGGCACACAUCCUGCCCCAUUGGAACUGGCCCGAGCGGAAGGGAGAGGAGACGCCAGUCCACGUCUUCACGUCGGGCGACGAAGCGGAGCUUUUCUUGAAUGGGGAGUCACUUGGGCAAAAGAAGAAGGAGGAGUACAAAUACAGGCUUCGAUGGGAUGAUGUCAAAUACGAGCCUGGUGAGCUCCAUGUGGUCGCAUACAAGGAGGGCGAGAAGUGGGCGGAAGCUACUGUACGCACGACUGGCGAGGCCAGAGGGAUUCGCCUGACUGCAGACCGCUCCAAAAUCGCAUCUGACGGAUUAGACCUGUCAUUCAUCACUGCCGAUAUUAUUGACGAGAGUGGGGAUGUGGUUCCAGUGGCUUCGAAUGAGAUUCAUUUUAGUGUCUGUGGCGGCGGGGGAAAGUUGGUGGCUACUGACAAUGGCGACCCUGCGGACCUGAAUGUGUUUCAGAACAAGACGAGGAAUGCGUUUAGUGGAAAGGCCCUUGCUAUUGUGAGCGCGCAGGGGGGGCAGAGUGGCAAGAUAACGGUUGUAGCGAAGAGUGAAGGCCUUCAGGGUGCGAAGUUGGUCUUGGAGGCAAGCUGA
Clonostachys rhizophaga is the source of this 2703-nucleotide messenger RNA. The record is from the annotation of a GenBank genome assembly. NCBI's taxonomy places the organism in Eukaryota, Fungi, Ascomycota, Sordariomycetes, Hypocreales, Bionectriaceae.